UUCGCCGACCACCCCUUUGCCCAACAAGUCCGCGACUGGGCCACCCGCUUCGGCGGCCUCAACACCAACCACAACAACACCGGCGCCCGCGACGGUGGCGCCGACGACGACAACAACAACGACAUCGACUCGGCAUUCACGCCCCCCGUCGAUAUCUUCUCCACAGAACGUGCCUACGUGCUGCACUUUGCCCUCCCCGGCGCCAAGAAGGAGGACGUCGGCGUGAACUGGGACGCCGACAAGGGCGAGCUCCGCGUCGCGGGCGUGGUGUACCGCCCCGGCGACGAGGAGUUCCUGGCGACGAUGGCGUCUGGGGAGAGACGGAUCGGUAUGUUUAGCCGGUCUGUGCCGCUGCCGCCUCGUACGCGCAACGCAGCGUCUACCUCUGAGGAGAUUGACGCGCUCGCCAUCACGGCCAAGAUGGAGGAUGGUAUCCUCGUCGUGACUGUGCCCAAGGUGGAGAAGGAGUGGACGGAGAUCCACAAGGUCGAUAUCGAGUAG
This is a messenger RNA of Colletotrichum godetiae, 501 nucleotides long. RefSeq names its product HSP20-like chaperone. NCBI's taxonomy places the organism in Eukaryota, Fungi, Ascomycota, Sordariomycetes, Glomerellales, Glomerellaceae. Gene Ontology annotation, biological process: response to heat; response to salt stress; protein folding. The record is from RefSeq and is a predicted model, not a curated record. The annotation marks the transcript as partial. The transcript has a single exon.